Molecule: messenger RNA, 2182 nt
Organism: Mytilus trossulus (common blue mussel)
Lineage: Eukaryota; Metazoa; Mollusca; Bivalvia; Mytilida; Mytilidae
Product: E3 ubiquitin-protein ligase TRIM45-like
Exons: 1
Coding region: 4-2001 (665 amino acids)
Molecular function (GO): zinc ion binding; protein binding
Source: RefSeq, a predicted model, not a curated record
UAAAUGGCGACUGGAGGUCAGAUUAUUUACUCCGAAGAAAACUGCACCUGUUCUAUUUGUUUAGAGAAACUCAAAUCACCGAAACGUUUACCUUGUCUACACACAUUUUGUGAUCUUUGUAUUCAGGAAUUCCUUUCAGCGACAGAGCCUAGUGUAGAUUUCAAUCCUUCAGAUUAUUUGUGUCCUAUAUGUAGAGCAGUUUUAUUUGUUAUCAAACCAGAAAUACCUUUAUCGCGGUGGGUAUCGCUACUGCCUGAUAUUCAGAUAGGUUCUACAAUGGAGAAAUCUGAAAAGAAAGAUAAUGAAAAUGAAUGUAACACUUGUUCGCGACAAAAUAUAAGGUCAGAGGCUAAAUUUUGGUGUCAAGACUGCAGGGAUUCUUUUUGUGAUCAAUGUAUUAAGUUACAUAAGGUUAUGAAAUUUUCUGCUGAUCAUACCGUCGUUCAGAUCAGUCAAAUAAGCAUGGAUAAACAUGAUCUUGAUCUUAGCAUUAUUUCGGAUUCGUGCCCAGUUCAUAAAUCUAAGCGCGUGGAAGCUUAUUGCGUUGAUCACAAACAAAUUUUGUGCGUCCUUUGUUUAACAUUACAACACAGGAAAUGUGACAAUGUUCAAGAGAGAGAAAUUCCCUCAGUGAAUAAAGAUGCGUUGGAAGAAUUUCAAAAGGAUUUAACAAUAAAGGAAAAUGAUACAGACAAGUUGUUACAAGAAAGCAAAAGAGACAAAGAAAAACUAAUGGAAUCAUUUGUCGAAAUUGAAACCACAGCUGCACAGCAUGUUCAAUCUAUGAAAGAUAAGCUUGAUGAACUGUUGGUUUCGUUCAAGAAAGAACUCGCACUGAAACAAGACGAAAACAAAUUAAAGCAGCAACAGAAAAUUGAGUCUUUAAGUACUUUGUUAGAGAACCUCCAAAGUAUAAACAGUGCAACAAAUCUUGUUAAUUGUUAUGGGUCUUCAGUCCAAAUAUUUGUUCAUCUUGAAAAAUCAAAGUCCGAAAUUGAGUUAAAAAUGAGGGAAGCAAUUACGCAACUUAAGGUAACCAGCAACGUGGAAGUUCAAUUUAUCGUUGACGAAAUAUUGAGACAAAUUAACCAACGAGAUUGUAUUGGAAGGAUUUCCAUAACGGAGUCAAUAAACAAACCAUUGAUUGGGUUACGAUCUCUUGAUUCUUGUAUAGAUAUUCGUUUAUCAAAAAAGCGAACAAUGUAUCUCAAUGGGUAUAAAAUAACUGGAGGUGUAUGCAUUUCGACUGAAAGUUUAGUUUUAUGUACCGCACCAUGUAAGUUAGUAAAAUUAAAUCUUGAUGAUGGAACAGUAAUACAAGAAUAUAAAGUGUGUCAUAAUCCUAAAAGAGUUUCAUUUAACCCAAAGAACACAUCGUUUCUUGUCUCAUGUUACGAUAACUGUUUGUUACGUGUUUUGUAUGACACUAUAUUCCGCUCAUAUAAGGCAAUAAAGGGAAAACCUCCCCCAAAUGGUGGUGUUUGUACGUAUGCUGGAAACUGUUACGCAAUCGUUGGUAGUGAAUUGCAGAAACUUUCGGAUUCAUCUUCCAAAUUAUUGACCUCUUGUUUUAAAACUGACACUGAUUGUUCUGGGCUGAAUGCAUUGGCUGUGGAUCCAAAGGGAAAACGCUUUAUGUAUACCACUAAAGAUUUUCAUAUAAGGUGCAUUUCUGUUGACGGGGAAGAAAUGUUUUCUUAUAACAAGAAUAAAUUGCAGAAAAUUAAUAGCUUAGCCGUCAGUGCUCGAGGAUUAACAUAUGAAGGGGAUGAAUCCGGCUCGAUCCAUGUCAUUUCUGAAAACGGUGAAAAAAUGAAAACGCUACUUUCGAAGUGCGGGAAUAUUAAAAAUCUCUCUGACAUAUGGCUGGACAAAUCUGGAAACACACUGUAUGUUUGUGGCGAUGAGUACAUAGAACUGUGUAUGAUAUCAUUUAACUUGCAAAGCUUUUAUUUACAUGGAAUUAAAAUAGAACCAACCAGCCAAUGUCUUGUUUUGUAGAAAAAGUGGAAUACAAGCCAUGUUUCAUACGAUGCGUUCCUUUCACUAAAAAAGUGUUAGCUAUCGACUAAACUAGAAUUGUUUCCGCAAUAAAAAUACGUCAAAGAAAGAAAACAAGAAGCCAUACUAAAAUGUUCUUCAUUCAUCAAAUUGAUCAACCUGCAAGACAUAACUGCCUUAA